AUGCCGCUUCCCGUGCUUCCGGCGGCCAUGGCCGUGAAAGCCAUGGCUUCGAUCAACAGUGCUGCCGCCGCCGCGAAUCAAACUUCCUCCUACGCGAACCUCGCCGCUCAGAACGUGGACCUGGCAAUCGACCAGUUUAACAACGCCAUGGCUAAUUGGGAAAGCUACAUCUACGGCACGCCGGUCUCCUCCAUUCCCGCGGCCACGCGGCGCAGCCCCAUUGGGCAAGCGCCUCUGGCGAUCAUUCCCGACCAGGUAGCAGUGAGUGGUAUCGGAGAAAUCGGGCUGGCGGGUUUUGCGGCCGUUCACGGAUCAACGACGAUGAUGUUGACAGAGGCAAACAAAGUCAUUGAUGGAACGGGAAGCCGAUUUAUUUGCGAUGAACGCAAAGUCGGACUUCGUGCCAGUUGUGGAAUAAAACCAGCGAUCCGGCGACAAGAAAGGAACAGCAGAGGUUCUGUUAGGAUGACGGAAAGGCGAGUUUUUAGCAAAUAUACGCGGGGGGCAGAAUGUAUCGGAGGAGUGAAGACAGACGGUUCUUGCGGCCUGAAUUUUCUUUGA
Molecule: messenger RNA, 561 nt
Organism: Amoebophrya sp. A120
Lineage: Eukaryota; Dinophyceae; Syndiniales; Amoebophryaceae
Source: the annotation of a GenBank genome assembly